UCAGCAAACCAUCUAGAGAAACAAAACAGAAAGAACCAGUGAGAAAAAAGAAAGCAAAUAAUACUUUCUUCUUCUAUAUAAUAUAUUUCUGGGGAUUAUUCCACCACUACUUUCUGUAUUCUGGAAAAUCCCAACCGAAAAGAUACUACAGAUUAUCACUUUCCAAUACUACUCAGAUCUCCUGUCUUGAUAUAAUUCUCGGGAUUCAUCCACUCACAGCCUCUUCUCUGAGACGUUCUUAACUCCCAGUUAAUUUGGAAAACAAGUGAAAAUAUGAAGAAUUCAGUCUCAGACCAAAGUUUCUACAUUGAGAGUGAAGAUGAGGAUGAGAGAGUAUCGGAAAGAGACGGGGAAGAAGAAGGAAAUGAUUCUGAUUCUUCCGAUAAUUCAUCGGAAGGUAGUCAACAGCAAAACAGGCCUAGUUCUUACACCACUACUUGGCCACAGAGUUACAGGCAAUCCAUGGAUAUGUAUGGUAGUUUAGCAUCACCAAACAUUGGAUUUUUGGGAGGGACGCCUUCACUGUCUAAAUUUGGAAGUUCCUUCUUAUCCUCAUCGUUAACAAGGCGACAUACACCAGAGGUGCUCUCGAAUUUGAUUAAGCCUCUGUUGCCUACGCAUGGCCAACAAACACCACAGAAACAAAGUUCUCAUUCGUUACUUCCUCCUAUUCCAAGUGGUAGAAAGUCAUCUAUACAGAAGAUAGAUAUCCACUCGAGACCUUCAUCUAAAGUCUCGCAUGAAAUACCGCUUCCUCGCCAUAGCACUUAUGGCCAAUCUGUUAUGAAUGGAAUUAAUGUUCUGUGCGGAGUUGGAAUAUUGACGACACCGUAUGCUGUACAACAAGGUGGAUGGUGGGGAUUAUCUAUACUUCUCAUCUUCUCUAUACUCUCUUUGUACACUGGAAUUCUUUUGCGUUACUGCUUGGAAAGUGAACCUGGCCUUGAAACUUAUCCCGAUAUUGGUCAAGCUGCUUUCGGCACUACCGGUCGUUUUAUCAUUUCUAUUAUAUUAUACGCUGAGUUAUACGCUUGUUGUGUGGAAUACAUAAUCCUCGAGGGCGAUAACUUAUCUUCAUUAUUCCCGAAUGCGCAUUUGAGUAUCAGAGGUCUGGUGUUGAACUCACGUCAUCUUUUUGCGGUGAUCAGUACACUUGCUGUUCUCCCUACUGUUUGGCUUAAAGAUCUCAGUCUUCUAAGUUACAUAUCAGCUGGAGGAGUAGUUGCUUCAGUUCUGGUAGUAGCUUGCUUGUUUUGGGUUGGAAUUGUUGACAAUGUUGGAAUUCACAGUAAAGGGGUACCUCUUAAUCUUGGUUCGCUUCCUGUUGCCAUUGGUCUGUAUGGUUACUGUUACUCUGGCCAUGCUGUUUUUCCAAACAUUUAUACCUCUAUGGCUAAGCCUAACCAGUACACAUCGGUUCUCUUGACAAGUUUUACUAUUGUUACCUUGAUGUAUGGCGUGGUAGCAGUGAUGGGAUACAGUAUGUUUGGUGAGUCAACACUGUCCCAGUUUACUCUUAACAUGCCACAAGACUUGGUUGCUUCAAAAAUCGCCCUCUGGACUACGGUAGUGAACCCAUUCACCAAAUAUGCUCUAACCAUGUCACCUGUAGCCAUGUGUAUCGAGGAGUUGAUACCAUCAAGCCAUAUGAAGUCGCCAAUGUAUUCAAUCCUAAUCAGAACAUUAUUGGUGUUCUCUACAUUGUUUGUCGGACUGACCAUUCCUUUCUUUGGUUUGGUCAUGGCGUUGAUUGGAUCUUUAUUGACAAUGCUUGUUACUUUGAUUCUUCCUUGUGUUUGCUUUCUGGGCAUCUUAAGGAGUAAAGUGACAUGGUUGCAGGGGUCACUCUGUAUUAUGAUUAUAAUAGUCGGAGUUGUAUCAUCAACCUUCGGAACUAUUUCGGCCAUCUCCAAAAUCAUCGAAAACUUGAGUUGAAGAUGCAUAGCAGCAAGCAAGGCAGAGCAUAUUUAUCGAAAUUCACUUAUAUGGUUUUCAUUUUCUUCCCCAGUUUCGAUUGGAUUCUGGACUUUGUAGCUCUUAAACAUCUUAAGUUCUACCUCUUUUUUCCUUUGUUAUUAGCAGUCACCGCAGUUGAAAUCAUCGAUCGUUUUCACUAAUACAAAAUCAACUAUUUUUUCUCUA
Molecule: messenger RNA, 2142 nt
Organism: Papaver somniferum (opium poppy)
Lineage: Eukaryota; Viridiplantae; Streptophyta; Magnoliopsida; Ranunculales; Papaveraceae
Product: amino acid transporter AVT1C-like
Exons: 10
Coding region: 274-1935 (553 amino acids)
Cellular component (GO): plasma membrane
Source: RefSeq, a predicted model, not a curated record